CCCGGCGCUGCCCGGUCCAGUCUACGCCACGAUUUAACCGCGAACGGGACGGUCGCCAUCUUGGUUUGUGCGUGCCGCCCCCUGUAGCGCUCGAACGAACGAACAUUUUUUUCUAUUAAGAAAAAGAGAAAAAAAAACGAUUUUGAGGAGCCGGCAUCGAUAACCGCAGCAGCAGCAGUUGGCUCCCUUUGUAGCUUUCAAACGAAAAAAAACUACCCUUUUGCCUUCGCCCUACGCACCCCCUUUCAUUAAUCUACGUGUUUCAAUAGUCGAAUCUCAUUUUUGUCGAGAAAAAACGAACUUUUUUGACGUUUCUAAGUUAUUUUUAACGAAUUCUGCACGUCGGGAUCAUGGAUUACAUCAACCAGAACGACAUCACGCAUUUUUUGGCACAGGAACUGCUCUACCAUCAGUUCAUAGCCCUCGAAGGCCUCAACUCCGGCGUCCCUACCCGCACAACCCCCACAUUAACCCCUACGACCCUCCGCAACAUCGAACAGACCUUCAUCGAGCUCCAAUCCAAACCCGAGCAACACGAGAACGAAGCCAGAUUCGUACCACCCUUGGUACACUCCAUAGGCAACAACCAGUACAUCUCAGCUUCGGACGCCAGCGACAUCUAUAGCCACCCGCCCCAAUCCAGGUCGCCGAUUUGGCAGAACAGCCUGUCACAGUCUAGUUCCGACUCGAACACCAGGUCUACGCCUCCUUUGGCCGUGAGCAACGCGAGUACCAAGACGGCAGGGCCAGGGAGGAGGAACAUGGGUGGGAGGAAACCUGCCAAGGUGACGGAUCUGUCACCUGAGGAGGAGGAGCGGAGGAGAAUUAGGAGGGAAAGGAAUAAAGCUGCGGCUGCCAGGUGUAGGAAGAGGAGAGUCGAUCACACGAAUGCUUUGAUGCAGGAGGUGGAUGAAUUAGAACACAAAAAACAGAAAUUAAUUGAUGAACGACAGCAACUUCAGAUGCUAAAAGACCAGCUAGAAUAUUUACUAGAAAGCCACCAAAGUUCGCCACAGUGUAGGAAACAGACGGAAAGUCCGCCCGAUGUGAAACCUUUUGAUCAUAUCUACUAUGAUAAAAGUAAUGAUAGAGUCAAGACGGAGGUCAUAGAGCCAAUGGACGACAUUUUUGUUUCGCCUUCACCAGCAAGAAAGGUGAUGCUUAGCUCAGCUCUACCCAUCUCCAAACCACCCAGACCCAACUCUCUAAACGUCACAUCGAACAACACAGUAACCACGUCCUCCUCCAAGCACCAGAACCCCUUGGAAAUAGCCGGAAUACCGAUUAGCACGCCCUCUACGGGCAUGAUCUUCAACUUCGAGUCCAUGAUGGGCGGGGGCACUGGGCUCACACCCGUGAGUGCCCCCCUGGUCCCUUCUUGCAGCACGCAGCAAAGAAACGCCCCUACUAGCACAGCGAGCCUCAUGAUGAUGAUGGACGCUGUGGUGUCCCCCGAUUCCCACGGGCCCCCCAAGCUAGUCAGCUUAUAAUGUUGAUAGAACCGCCAUCUGGCUUCAGGUGGCGGAACUGGGAGUUAUUAUUUGUUAUUACCGUGUUUUUUUUGUAUUUUUGAAUCGCGAUAUAGAUAUACGUUUAUAUUAAAGAAAUAUUUAGUUUAGGUGCGUGUGGGAAAUAGAAAAAAAAGAGUUAUAUAAGUGAGAGAAGGGUUAUGAGAGGUUUUAACCCACAAAAGAUGUGUUUAGAGCUGUAUAUGACAGAUUACCAGAUUACCAAACUUUUUAAAAUUGUUGCAAAUCUAACAGUUGUUUAAAAAUUGUUAUAAUCACAUAAUAUCUCAUAUUUACAAGAUAUACAUAUAUUAUGUGAUUAAUAUAUCUCAUAAAUACGAGUUCUUUAAACGAUGUAGAGAAAAUAAGACGUUUUAAACCACAGAAGAUUUGUUUUGAACCAUGUGACAGAUUGCCAUAGAUCGGGGCACUAAAUAUUGGCGCCAAAUUUCAAAUUUGAAUGACCAAGAGCUCAUAAAAAUUAUCAUUAGUAUUCCAGAUUAUUUAUUACAACUAAUUUAUAAUAAAUUACUAAAUAAGAGCUGUGUAAGUGAAGAAAAGGAAAUAAGACGUUUUAAACCACAGAAAAUAUGUUUAGAACUAUAUGAUAGAUUGUCAUAGAUUGGCGAACAGUAAAGUUCGCGCGAAUUUUCGAAAAUUUGAAUUACCAACUGCUUUUAGAAACUGUCUAUUGUAAUUAUUAAAAAAAACAGUAGUCCCUAGAUGAUAUAGAAUUUAAAUCAACUUAGGCGCGGGAAAUUUAAAAAUUAAAACAUAUUUUCUUUAUAUAAAAAGCUUUUUUUCAAUAAUACUGAUAAUUCGUUUGUUUGUCAUAUUUUUUUGUAGAAUUUGAAAUUUAAGCAGAGGCAAUAGAAAAUAUAUGUUAGGAAGGAAGAAAAACGUCAUUAUUUUUCUUUUUAUUGUGUUUUUACAGUUUUUUACGUGUAUUUUCGCCUAAAUGUAAAAAAACAUAAUACAAACUCUUAGAUGCUCAUCCCUAAUUUUCAGUAAUUAUCUAGGAUCUUUCGGGACUGUCAACAUCGUUUUAUUGACACUAAUGACAAGUCCCUGUCAUUAAAUUCCGAAUUGCGGUUUUUUUUUCUGUCAAAAAUCCUGUCUGGGUAGCCUACGAGAAUCUACAUUAAUAUUGGACUUUAUUCAAUUUUAUUUUGUUAGAAAAUCUCAAAAAUAAUAUUAGCAACUUACAUUUUGGAGUUUGAAGUUCCCAGAUAUUUUAAAAUUCCAGAUUUUUUAACAAAAAAAAGUAUGUCUAAAUAUAGAAGAAACAGGGGUAUUUUUUAAAAUCUAGGUCCGCCUUUUACCAUCUUUUUUAAUACUUUUAUAACUAAUGGCUGUGUAUAUAAUAUUUAAUAUGUAUAUUAGAACGAAAUAUCCCUUUUCCUUCUUAACUUAACCUAAAAAACUUCCCUAACCUCACUUAUAUCAGAUUUUUUUUUAUUUCCCGCCAAAAAGCGUAUUAACCAAAAAAAAAA
Sitophilus oryzae (rice weevil) is the source of this 3001-nucleotide messenger RNA. RefSeq names its product transcription factor kayak (gene kay). The record is from RefSeq and is a predicted model, not a curated record. NCBI's taxonomy places the organism in Eukaryota, Metazoa, Arthropoda, Insecta, Coleoptera, Curculionidae. Gene Ontology annotation, biological process: regulation of transcription by RNA polymerase II. The coding region runs from base 351 to 1490 and encodes 379 amino acids. Gene Ontology annotation, cellular component: nucleus. Gene Ontology annotation, molecular function: DNA-binding transcription factor activity, RNA polymerase II-specific; RNA polymerase II cis-regulatory region sequence-specific DNA binding. The transcript has 4 exons.